UCUCAUUUCUCAAAUCCCCCUCAACCCCAUGUUCCCCCCACACCACACUGCUGGUCUCCUCUCCUGUUGAGAAAAACCAAGAACCCCACCGGCCACCCCCUCUCUCUCUCUCUCUCUCUCUCUCUCUCUUCUCUGAGAUUGACUUGACACGCACGCCAUUGAAAUAAUGACACCUCUUAUUUGAAUCCCCACCUCCCCUUUCUCUCUCUUCUCUCUCUUUCUCUCUCUUCCUCUGCUCCGAGCCCUCUGUUACUCUCUCUCUUCUUGCUGCCGAGCUCGGCCAUGGGCGUCGACCUGCGUCGCCGGAGCCACCUCGUCUCCGCCGCUGCCGCCGCCUUAGUCCUCUUCAUCUUCUUCUUCUUCGGCGCAACUUUUGGGAUCUUCUCCUUGGAAGGGAAAGCUCGAGAGGGAGUAGUGGCGAACCCGAGCCCAAGGGUUUCGGAGCAGGACCGCUGGGAGCCAUCAGGUGACGUGGCGGCUCGGCGGCGGCGGCGGCUUGUGGGCCCGGGCUCGUCGCCGCCGACGUGUCGAGCGCGGUGCGGGCGCUGCUUCCCGUGCCGCCCUGUACACGUGGCGAUCCAACCCGGUCGGAGCUUCCCCUUGGAGUACUACCCCGAAGCGUGGCGAUGCAAGUGUGGUAACAAGCUCUUCAUGCCCUAAAAGGAGAAGAGAAACUUAAUUAGAGAAGAGGCUCUAAUACUAUUCUUCUGAAGAGAGACAAAUUUAAGAAACAAAGAAAAAGGAGAGAGAUAUAUCGAGCACAAAACCCCUCCCUUUCCCUGACUUUUCAUGGAGAGUUCUUUGUAUUUUAUAAUGGUUGUAUGUAUAGAGAAGUGUAUUGGCCUUUUUUUUUCUUUUCUUUUCUUUUUUUGACUGUUUUGGUUUUUUUUUUUUUUUAUUGUUCCUUUCUUUUUUGGGGUUCUAUAUGUGAUUUUAUAACUAAAGAGGUUGGAGUUAAUGGAGAGCUGAUUUU
Messenger RNA from Ananas comosus (pineapple), 973 nucleotides. Its product is annotated as EPIDERMAL PATTERNING FACTOR-like protein 4. The transcript is spliced from 2 exons. The record is from RefSeq and is a predicted model, not a curated record. The coding region runs from base 283 to 660 and encodes 125 amino acids. Gene Ontology annotation, biological process: guard cell differentiation; stomatal complex development. Lineage: Eukaryota; Viridiplantae; Streptophyta; Magnoliopsida; Poales; Bromeliaceae.